AUUGUGAUAGAUAGAGAAAGAUGGAGGGUAAAGAAAUUGUAGGAAGAAAGGUGGUUGAGGUUGAGGGAAUUAAUGUAGGAAAAGAAAAUGAAAAUGAUGAAGAGAUUCUUAAGAAGAUUAUUGCUAAUCAUCCUUUGUUUGAAGUUAUGAUUGAGUCUCACAUCAAUUGUUUGAAGGUUGGAUCUGAGGAUGGAGGGAUUGACAUUAUAAGUGAUGCAUGGAAGAAAUUGGUCAACACAAAGUCUAAAGCAGCAAUUAGUCCAAACACUUCAGAGCUUGAUCAUUUCAUGGAAGCAUAUUGCAUGGCACUGAGUAACCUCAAAGAAGUGAUGGAAGAACCAACAAAAGAAGCAAAAGCUUUCAUCAAUGCCACAUACAUUCAACUGCAGGAACUCAAUGAAGCAAAUAAUGAACCCGCAACUUAA
Molecule: messenger RNA, 425 nt
Organism: Trifolium pratense (red clover)
Lineage: Eukaryota; Viridiplantae; Streptophyta; Magnoliopsida; Fabales; Fabaceae
Product: homeobox protein knotted-1-like 1
Exons: 3
Coding region: 21-425 (134 amino acids)
Cellular component (GO): nucleus
Molecular function (GO): DNA binding
Source: RefSeq, a predicted model, not a curated record